Messenger RNA from Exophiala viscosa, 2020 nucleotides. RefSeq lists its product as uncharacterized. Gene Ontology annotation, molecular function: RNA polymerase II cis-regulatory region sequence-specific DNA binding; protein dimerization activity; DNA-binding transcription factor activity, RNA polymerase II-specific. Bases 313 to 1941 code for a protein of 542 amino acids. Gene Ontology annotation, biological process: regulation of transcription by RNA polymerase II. The transcript has a single exon. The record is from RefSeq and is a predicted model, not a curated record. NCBI's taxonomy places the organism in Eukaryota, Fungi, Ascomycota, Eurotiomycetes, Chaetothyriales, Herpotrichiellaceae.
ACUGCUUACAGUGCAUUCUGCAGUCAGCCUUACAAUCUAAUUGACGGAGCUCAACGUCACACAUGAUCAACGCCUCGGUCUGAGAAGCUCGUCAACACUGCUUCAGACUCCCUUACAGUCAGCUUGAUCACAGACCCGGCAUUACAUCCGGCCACGUUUCCCCCACGAGCGCGCACCCGAUCAGAAAGCCUUGCGAUGGACAUGGCCGUAUAGUACCCAGCCUCGUUCAGUGCAAAUCAUAUUCCUAUACAACGCCACCACUACACCACACAUUCAUCUCAUCUAGGAGCUUCCGCCCUUUCAUCCCAGACUAUGAGUCAUUCCUCGGGAGCCAUGCCCUUCAUCAAAAGCGAGCCGGAUGACUUCGGCAACAACCCAAACCGGUUCAUGUCCGCCUCCACCUAUGGCAAUGCGCAAAAUUUCGGUACUCAAUUCAACACCCAAGAUGGUGGGAGCAUAGACCCCUCUGAAUUGUCUAUGCAGAACAACAACUUUGGGGGGAUGCCUUAUAACUUCGGCGGCAACAAUAUGUCGUCAAGUUUCAGCAUGGGCAAUUCUGGCUAUGAUGAUAGCGAGCUGCUGGAGAGUCUCGACUUUAGCAAUAAUGGCCCGGCCAUGCUUGAUGACUUCACCACCUUGCCUCAACACAACAACAAUAACAGAAACUCUGGUGCUGUUUCCAUGAAUCAACAAAACCGCAUGUCCAACAUCUACUCCAGUACACCUGACGGACCUCCCAUUCAGAGUCCUUUUCUGGGCACAUUUGAUUACAACCAGUUCCGACCCAUGAAUUCGCUACCACAGCACAUGUCGCCUCUACAAGGCUCCCAGUUUGCCAAGCGUCCUAGCAUCCAGUCGGCAAACAGGAAGUCGUCGGACCAACAACGGACUCCGAUGACACCACGCACGGCAGCCAUGGCAGGCUUGCACAUUGGAACUCCGGAAGGCGGCAAUGUGACCAACGGACGACCCAUCAGAGCACCCAAUCUUCAAAAUCGGCAUGCUAAGACGUUGUCGGGUCAAUAUGACAGCACGCCUGGAAGUCUCCACUCAUUCUUGGAUUCUCCCUUAUCGUCACCUGGUACAGGCAUGCACCACGCUGGUAUCUCAGAGACCAUUGGUUCUGGUCAGCACGCGUCAUUGCCGGCAAAGGUCGAGAAUGGGAUGCCCAACGCAAAUUCCGCUGAGGAUAAGAAGCGUCGAAGACGAGCAUCUCACAAUGCUGUUGAACGGCGGCGACGGGACAACAUCAACGAGCGCAUACAGGAUCUGUCACAUUUGGUGCCACAGCAUCGCUUGGACGAUGACAAGGUCAAGAAGCAGCUGCAAAGCAAUACCCCCAUGUCACCCUCAAUGGGUGCAACCAGCAUGAGUCCUCCGAAUGCUAACAGCACGAACACGUCGUUGUUGGCAAUCGCCGCGGGACGGCGCGCUGCGAGCACGGCAGGUAACAUCACGAUUGGGUUGCCCAUCGAAGAAAAGGAGAAAGGACCCAACAAGGGUGACAUUCUCAACGGCUCAGUGAGCUGGACAAGGGACCUGAUGUGGGCUCUUCAUCUCAAAUAUCAGCAAGAAGAUGAACUGGCGCAAUACAUCACCUCUCUAGGUGGCACAUGGCCAUUCCAAAUCACUGAUGAUGAAAAACGGAUGCGGUCCGAAGUCGUGGACGCUAUUGAGAAGAAUGACGUGACUUCUUUCUCAUAUACGAGGACGGAUGGCAGUGGGCUCCGUGUUCCUCGACACACGAACCUGGCAGGCGACAGGGUCCAGAACCCCAGUCUGAGUCCGCAGAGCAAUUUUGAGCUCAGUCCAGGCUUCCACAGCGGCGGCAGUGGUACUCAAAGCGGAAGUAAUGGCCAGGGACAACCUCAGUACUGGCACAGCGCCGGACAUGGGGGCAUUAGCUUCAAAGAGGAAGACGAAUUUAUGGAGAUGAACUAAUGGAGAGAUGUGCAGACGGUUAAGCUUAUACGAUGUUGCCAGCUAUCACAACAGAGAGUUCAAGGAGCUGAUGGGAAAC